CCGGACACCGCUUGCUCCUCCGUUUUAUCAUGAAUCAUUUCCUAGCCUCAGACGAACGAUCUGAAGGCUAUACGCAUGUUCUCCUGAUUACUACAGGCAGUGUAGCCUCCAUCAAAGCUCCUCUCAUCGUUCAAGCACUCGCACAGUACGACAAAGUCAAAGUUGAAGUAGUCGCUACCCAGCCUUCAUUAGCGUUCUACGACCCCGCCGACAUUGUAAAAUCCGGAUCUAGGGUCUGGACAGAUCAAGACGAAUGGACGGGGAAGUUUAAGAUCGGCGACCCUAUUCUACACAUCGAGCUCAGACGAUGGGCGGACAUCGUCCUCAUAGCCCCUUGUUCUGCCAAUACGUUAGCGAAGAUAGCCGGAGGGAUUUGUGAUAACCUUGUGACAUCACUCCUCAGAGCGCUCUCUUCAAAUACACCGACAUUCGUCUUCCCAGCUAUGAACACUCUAAUGUAUGACCACCCUUUGACCGCGGAACAUAUCAGAGUCGUACGGGAGAUCAUUGGGUACCAAGUUGUUGGACCAAUCGGGAAACAGUUGGCAUGCGGCGACGUAGGUCUGGGUGCAAUGACUGAAUGGCGGGACAUUGUGAAUAUUGUAGUCGAAAAAUUCAACCUACGUCAUACAGACAAUCAAUGAUCAGGGUCCU
Molecule: messenger RNA, 654 nt
Organism: Marasmius oreades (fairy-ring Marasmius)
Lineage: Eukaryota; Fungi; Basidiomycota; Agaricomycetes; Agaricales; Marasmiaceae
Exons: 5
Coding region: 30-644 (204 amino acids)
Biological process (GO): coenzyme A biosynthetic process
Cellular component (GO): phosphopantothenoylcysteine decarboxylase complex
Molecular function (GO): phosphopantothenoylcysteine decarboxylase activity; FMN binding
Source: RefSeq, a predicted model, not a curated record